Linum tenue is the source of this 249-nucleotide messenger RNA. NCBI's taxonomy places the organism in Eukaryota, Viridiplantae, Streptophyta, Magnoliopsida, Malpighiales, Linaceae. The record is from the annotation of a GenBank genome assembly.
AUGAAGGCUAUUCGCGAGGCAGAAGAGGUGGAAACGGAACUUGGCAUUGUAUGUCGGGAAGUGAGGAAGCGACUUGAAUCAAUAGGUGGCAUAAUGAGGCAUGUAUGUCGGGAUCCUAACGCGGCAGCUCACAUAAUGGCACACUCAAAGACAAGAUGGGAUGAAGCUGAAGUGUGGUUUGACCGCCCGCCAAUAUUUUUGGUUGAUCAAUUAAGUCUGGAUAAUGUAACAACUUCGAUUGAUCAAUAA